Messenger RNA from Vigna radiata var. radiata (mung bean), 1539 nucleotides. RefSeq lists its product as uncharacterized. The transcript is spliced from 2 exons. NCBI's taxonomy places the organism in Eukaryota, Viridiplantae, Streptophyta, Magnoliopsida, Fabales, Fabaceae. The coding region runs from base 274 to 576 and encodes 100 amino acids. The record is from RefSeq and is a predicted model, not a curated record.
AGGGGGUACAAAAUUUUUUAUAUUUUUUUAAUAAUUAAAAAAUUUAAGAAAAGAAAGGACCCAGGUCCGGCCCAAGGCUUUUACAAGCCUUUCCNCCAAAUUCAGACACAACAGGGGUCUGCCAAUAGUGCUUUCAUUCCACCAUUCAAAAACACCUAGAGACUUGGCCUUUCCUCCUUUGAGCGAAGCAUCCAGUAGCNCCCACUUCCACUGUUCAAGCCUUUCGACCUUCUCCGGCCAUCGCGUGUUGCAGCCACAACAUCGCCAGUGACAAUGCUAGUCGCCGGAGUCGUCGCCGGCCAUAGCGCCAACCGGAGUCGUCGCCGGCCAUGGUGCCAGGUUCUUCCUUCUCUCCUUCAUUUCGCGCGCAAUAGGCCCCAUCUCCGAGAUCACGCCGCUCCCGUUGCCUCCACUGAAAUUGGCCGCAGCCGCCUCCAGAUCACGAACCAGGGUCGCGCCGGCGACGCGACUCGCUGCCGGAGUUGUCGCCACUCAAUCCAAGGCGUCGCCGGCGACACCAACCAUCAACAGGAUCAACCGCGCAAGGGAGGAAAAAGGCAUUGGGGAUUUCAGUAGUAUGAGUCAAAAUGGAUGGUGGUAACGGGGUUGUGUAUGCAGGUUUGUGGUGAGGUAUAUUUUUGAUGUUGGGACGAACGAAUGACAAACGGUGUGCGGUGGCGAGUGUCGAGUGUCGAACAGAAUGGAUAGGGAAAGAUAAACAGGAUAUAUAUACAGCGUGCAGGAUAUACAGCGUGCAUGAUAUUCGAUGGCAGGCAUACAUAUGCAGUAAAGUACAAAGGCUUCUAACAGCUCUAGAUAUUUAACAGCUCUAGAUAUUCAACAACGAUCAUACAUAAGCGGCGAAGAAUACAGGUAUUCAUUGUAAAUAAAAUGCGAUAAGUUUAGUCAGUUACCUCUUAGAGCUUCCUUACUAUGGUUGUUGUAACAAGAUGAGUAACGUUGGUGCUGGUGUCAAGAGCUCUCUCCCGAAAUGUGAGGGUUCGGUAUUGGUGGUGAAUCUUGAAUGUUCAAACUGAGGUGUUGGGAGUGAAUGGAGCAGAGAAAGAUUAGAGCCGAAGAGGAUUUUCUGUUGUUGAGUGAAUCAUCCCUCAAUGCCCCUGGUUUCCUCCCUUUUUCUCGUUUUCUUUUCUCCCGCUGAUCAGUGUAUCUGACUCUUUUCUCUCUGGAAGUCCUUUCCUUACUGUCAUUCAGCCUGUAGGAAUAGACUAAGAACCAGGAGCCCCUGGCAAAGCCGCCACACAUUCCAAACGCCAUCCCCUUUAAGGUAAAACAAGUGACAGCAACCAUGGCGUGUACAAGAUUUUCUUUCUUGAAAACGGAAAGCAUUUGAUUGCGUGUAUUGUGUAUCGUGUGUUGUAGGAUAGAAAACGUCGUAGGAAGGGGUAUAAAGAAAAGACCGUCAUUCAAAAGAAGGAACGAAGUUAACUAUUGUAUUCCUUCUCUUUUUCCCUUUUUUUUCCCUUUUUUUUCAUGUUUGUUGUAUUGGAUGAUAAACAAAAUAUUCAAUUUUUUUCCUUU